This is a messenger RNA of Schistocerca americana (American grasshopper), 673 nucleotides long. RefSeq lists its product as uncharacterized. The record is from RefSeq and is a predicted model, not a curated record. The transcript has 2 exons. Lineage: Eukaryota; Metazoa; Arthropoda; Insecta; Orthoptera; Acrididae. Bases 61 to 540 code for a protein of 159 amino acids.
GUGUGCAACUCGUCGCCUUUCACAGUUGUCUUCACAAUAUACGUAUACGGAGACUGGCCCAUGACAGCAAUGAGCAGCAAAUUGGUAAUAAUUCUGUUUGGUGCGUGCUUGCUCGUGCUACAUGCACCUUACGCUGCUGCCCAGGAGAUAGGUAUUCCCGAAUUCUCUUUUGGGUCAGUGGGUGGUGACGACGGUGAGAUGGGUAUCCCCGAAUUCGUUCCUGGGACAGGAGAUGGCGACGAUGGUGACUUUGGAGGCGAGCUGCCUACUGGAAUCGGGCCAGUCGUCGAAACGAGCAGCGAGAGCAGCAAUUCUACAGAACAGUCGACAACCGCGACCGAGCCCCAGAUGCAGGCCUCUACCACCGAACAAGAAUCCCGUGUGGGCAAAGGCAAUUCGAGGCACAUCGCAAACUCAAGGACUGCAUCUCACGCCAAAGCCAGGACAGCUGCUAAAGCCAGGGCAAUAGCCAAAGCCAGGACAGCUGCCAAAGCCAGAACCGCUGCCAAGAAGGCAGGCAGAGCAGUGCACAAGGCGUGAUCACAACUUUAACCUGGAUUCUGCGACUCCAUGAAAGCAACUAAUAAAUGAUUAACUUGUGUUGUGUAUGCUGAUUUGGGCAACUAAUUUCACCAACUGCUUUUGAAGUAAAAAUCUUGUUCAACGGAAGAAA